UGCCACUGCAGAUAUGUAGAAAGGGACCUCCUCUGGCAGGGGCAUAAAUCCACCAGCAAUCACACCGCUCCGGGGGGAAGAGGUGUCAGAGGAACCUGCCCAAGGGGGGAAAGCACCGGAGGGGUGGCACACGCCAGGACGGAGACAACAGACGCCGUGGAAGCAGUUUUUCAACAUGAAGCGGGUAGCAGAUCUUCUCUGUUUGUUGGUGUUCCUCACGGCAGUGACUUGUGACCGGGUCUACGUCCACCCUUUCUAUUUGUUUUCUUUCAACAAGAGCACCUGUGAGGAGCUGGAAAGCCUGGUCCAGGAGGGAAAGAAAACUUUUGUCCCCGUUUCCAUUGAGUCCCAAACCACACCUGCCUACGAAGAUGACCUGAAGGACAAAGACAAGCUGGAAGCCCCGAGCCUGAGCAGCCGAGGGAGGCAGAAACUGAGCUUUGUGAAGGACUUUGUGUAUGUUCUGGGGGUGCGGUUUUACAGAGAGCUGCGGGAAGCACGGCGGGGCCAAAACGUGCUCCUGUCCCCAACCAGUCUGUACAGCUCCUUGGUGUCUUUCUACCUGGGCGCCUCAAACCAGACGGCAACUGAUUUGCAGAGUUUGCUGGGAUUUGUUCCCCCCUCUGGAGACCCUGACUGCACCUCCAGGGUGGAUGGACACAAGGUUCUUUCUAGCCUAAGGAUGAUUGAAAGCCUCGUCAAGAGCGGGGACGAGGAGCUGCUCUUUUCCAAGACGUUGUGCCUGUUCUCUGCCCCCGGAGUCCCUCUCUCCGAGCAGUUCGUGCAGGACUUGCUCCCCUCGGCGGACACUCUCUACGCCCGAGCGGUGGAUUUUACAAACCCAGGCGAGGCAGCAAAGCAAAUAAGUGCCUUUGUGGAGGCCAGAAGUGAGGGCCGAAGCAAGUGCUUCCUGACGGACAUCGAUCCAUCGGCCGACCUGCUGUUUGCGGUGGACGUCCGCCUGGCAGUGAAUCUUAAGCAAGCCUCCCGUCUCAAAGAGCCCCAGGAAUUCCAGGUGGAUUCAGACACGAAGGUCUUGGUCCCUAUGUUGUCAGUCACGGGGACAUUCAAGUACAAAACAGAUGCCAGUGGGACUUUCUCCGUGGUGGAGGUCCCCAUCAGCAAGACGGCGCUGCUGGUGCUGCUGCAGCCCAUCAACGGCAGCGACCUGGAGCACGUGGAGUCCACGCUGCCAUUGCAGUCCUCAGCCUGGCUUCAGCAGCUGUCCCCGAGAGAAAUUAAAUUAACGCUGCCGGAGUUGACAAUAGAAGGCAGCUCUGACCUACAGAAGCUUCUUGCAGAUAUGGAACUGCCUGCACUGCUGGGGAAGGGGGCAGAUCUCAGCAAAAUAAGCGACACAAAUCUAACAGUUGGAAAGGUAAUAAAUACAGCCUUUUUCAAAUUGACCAGUGAUGGAACAGAUCAGCCAGAAGACCCCACGGCCCAGAAGGAAGAUGUGGUGUUCCUGGAAGUAACACUGAACAAGCCAUUCCUUUUCGCUGUUUUUGAAGAGAAGUCAAUGGCAAUGCUUUUCCUUGGCAGAGUAACAAACCCACUGCACGGGGCUUAAAUGCAGGCACCAGGGAUGGGGAGGGAGAGGAAUGACACACAUUUCCCAUCACCUUUUUCUUACUCAUCAGCUGGUUUUAUGAUCUUGUUGAGUGCUCUACUUAACUUUGAGAUGAAGCAGGUAGUGUCUGAGAUACAGCUUUUUCAAAGCUAAAACACUGCAAUAUUUCAUCCUUGUUCACCUAUUUCACGAGGCGACUCAAACUCUUCCUCCAGCAUCUCUUCUCUCCUUACUCCCACUUUCUUGUCUCCCCCUUUCUGGCCGCAGAUCCCAUUUUUGAUGCAGGGAGGACAAAGUAGUAGCCAGAAGGGCAUUGACUUAAAUAGUUUUAUAAGCACAAGCAGCAUUUACUACGGCAAAACUACAGGAAAAGACCUCUUCAUUCCUUGAGGUCACUUUUUUCGUUUUUAGUUUGGUCAGCUUUGCAAGAGAGACCCCCUUUUAUGUUACAGUGAAAGUUUUACAGUUAUCCACAGAGAUUUCUAGCUUCAUCAGCAAUAUUUCCCUUUGAAAUACUGCCAGCAGCAUGGGCAGGCUUUGCUUGUCCCACUGAGACAAGAUUUUUUGCCUUGGAAGCAAAAACACAUUUAGAGGAAGUUUCUUCUUUCUGCAGCCAGAUGGAUACAUUCAUUUCUUAACUCUAUGGAAAAGCUAAAAAUAGGGUUUGGUACCAUUAAUGAACUGUGAUGGAUAAAUUCCCAUAGCCUGACAGAAGUAUCUCUGACUUCUUUUAGGAAAAGAAAAAAAGGCCUACUAUUCCAAUACAAUUCCAUUCCUUGGAUUACUUUCUAACCAGAGAGGCAUUUAUUACAGAUUUAUAGAAAAAGAACAUUACUGGUUAGAGCCCAGAUCUGUAAACUUUAACAUAUCCAACUUAAAAAAUAGUAUUAAUGGCAAUAAUCUAUAUUAGUAUAAAUGGUGGAUAUGCUGCUACACAUGAAUAAAAAGGUUUCAGUGGUCCAAUCCAACUCCUAACAGAGUCAUAAAGGUUCGAAACGUGAAACUGGAACAACAGAUUAUUAGACAGCUCUUGAAUUAGGACAUGAGGAAUUGGGAGUGAACUCUUCAUACUAAGGAAAGCCUCUCAGUGGAACAAGGAUAUUCCACCUCUCAUGUCUAGAUUUGGCUUUAGCACUGAUGGCGUUUAGAAAAUAACUGCAAAAGUCUUUGGUACAUGAUUCAAGAUGUAUCCUACAGAGCAUGGUAGCUCAUUGCCAUCCACAGUGGCCCAAAUGUCUGUCUAAUCCAAACCCACUAAUGGCAGAAGCUUGCUAUCGUUCGUGUAGAUACAUGAUGGAUCCUUCCAACUCACUCUCGAGAAUACUAGGGUUUCAAGUGCUAUGAUACAGCAUCCAUGUAUUUAACUGAUUAUACUCUAUGUAUUCCAGAUGCUCUAAAAUCUAAAUACUGUAUGUUUAUUAUAUACAGAAGCAAUUAACUGUAAGUAUGCAGAGGCGGAAAGAUGCAAAUAAAACCAUUUCUAAAUUGCUUUGCCACA
Molecule: messenger RNA, 3068 nt
Organism: Calidris pugnax (ruff)
Lineage: Eukaryota; Metazoa; Chordata; Aves; Charadriiformes; Scolopacidae
Gene: AGT
Product: angiotensinogen (serpin peptidase inhibitor, clade A, member 8)
Exons: 5
Coding region: 176-1570 (464 amino acids)
Biological process (GO): regulation of systemic arterial blood pressure by renin-angiotensin
Molecular function (GO): serine-type endopeptidase inhibitor activity
Source: RefSeq, a predicted model, not a curated record